This is a messenger RNA of Malus domestica (apple), 3444 nucleotides long. Its product is annotated as RAF-like serine/threonine-protein kinase PRAF. Gene Ontology annotation, cellular component: cytoplasm. Gene Ontology annotation, molecular function: protein binding; protein kinase activity; ATP binding. Gene Ontology annotation, biological process: signal transduction; protein phosphorylation. The record is from RefSeq and is a predicted model, not a curated record. Lineage: Eukaryota; Viridiplantae; Streptophyta; Magnoliopsida; Rosales; Rosaceae.
CACAUACUGUUUCUCAACACCCAAACAUUCGCUCUCUCACUCCUCACUUUCUAUCUCCAUGACUACCAUGAAAGAGCCACCUCUCUCCCGUCGCAGAAGGCCAACUUGCCACCAGCCCAAGAAGCUGAAGCUCGUCUGCUGCUUCAACGGCGCGUUCCAUCCCCGCCCGCCGUCCGGGAAGCUCCGCUACGUCGGCGGCGAGGCCAGAAUCGUAUCCGUGGACCGCAACAUCGUGUACUCCAAGCUCCGAUCAAAGAUUUUGGAUCUUUGCCCCAACAUUAACCCCUCAGUCACCCUCGUGUACCAGCUCCCGGGUUCCUGCUCCGACUCCGACUCCGCCGCCCCUCUCGUCAUCGUGGCGUCAGACGACGACGUUCGGUGCAUGAUCGAAGAGUACGACAAGCUGGAGCUGUACGGUAAGUCCCCGAGGCUCUGGGUCUUUGUUUGUUGUAGCAAUGGCAGUGAUGAUGUCAAUGGUUAUGUAAAUUGCGUGAAAGGAGUGAAAUUUAGUAAUGGGUUUGAGUCGGGGAGCGAACAUAUAGGGAUCCACCACCAUUUGGGUGGCGAAGCUCAGGUAGAGGAGAAGGCGGCGGUGAAGAACUUUGGGGGCGGACGGUCCGGCGAUGAAUCGCUGAGAAAAAUGGUGCUGAAACAGCAAUUGCUUGCAAAGCAAUCGGCUUUUCGGCGUCGUUUUGGUGAUGGUGAGAGUGAUGUGGAAAUGGGGUUUUUGGGUGAAUCCCAAAAGGGUGAAUCUUUUGAUAGCAGAUUAGGGACUAAUUGUGGUCAUAAUCUAGGGAGUUCUUCGGUGGCUCGGGCUAAUCCGUUGAAUCCCAGAGAUGGGAAUUUGAGGUUGAAAAGUAAGAGUUAUGGGCAGUGCUAUUCGGGGAGGUCGGGUCGGGUUUUGUGCAAUGGGGUUGGGAGGUCGAGUCAGGCGCCGCCUGCGAAACCAGUACCGGGUUGUAACGGUUGUUGUAGUGAUGCUAAGCAGGAUUAUAGAAACAAUGGAAUGGCUGGAUGUGAACAGAGAAAACAUUAUGCCUCGGGAGUGGGGCGUGAUUCUUUGGCUGGAACCACUGUGUAUCCUGUGAAGUCUUCUUAUAGUGGUGGUAGGGCGUGGGGCGGCUUAAGGAGCCGGAUUCGUAACCAUAGGUUUGGUGUGAAUGAAGCUAGAAAUAAGCGGUGUUAUCAGUACCAUGUUUGGAACCAUAAUCGGAGCAACAUAGCUGAGAUGGGGAGCCAUCGAACAAGGCAGGGAAUUUCAGCACGGAAAUGCUACCAAGGGCUUAGGCCAAAUUUGAACAUUGCGAAGCAGGAGCAGCCUGUAAGAGUAUAUAAUCCCAGUUUAUGGAGGCAAUGUUCUGGUUUCUCGGAGCAUGUAAUGGAAGAAAGACUGAGGAUGAUGGGUUCUCGCUCAAAGAAAGACAGCUACUUGAUAGAUAAUCCGAGCGAAUCCUAUUCAGGUAAUUGUGGUGCAUAUACUGGUAUGGGAAAUCAACCUCUCGUGAAUUCUGAUGCCAUUGAGAGUUCAUCUCCAUCUUUGAAGACAGUGGACAUUCUGGAAGAUCGCCUAACUGGUUCUAAGUUUGGGAAGUGUGAAUGUCCAUAUCAAACUUCAUAUGAAAAUCUUCAUGGAAUGCCCCGUCAUUGUGAGCUUGAGAAGGAGACGCGCCUGAUGGACUCUCAUGCAGUUGCGAACACCUCUGGCUUUCCAAGUGAAGUGGGAUGUAGUAAUGGAUUGGAAGGUGAUAAUAAGUUGCCUGAUGGGGAAGCAGUCAUCGACGCUUUACACAAUUGCAAAAACGGCAUUAAUGACAUACAACUUUCAUGUAGCGGAGUCCCAGCUUCAGUGAGUGUUUCUUUGCAUAACCUUUCACUGUCAUCAUCCAAAGAAGUGGAAGCUCCUCAACUCUCUUCUCAUGCCACCAGUGUUGUGUCUUCUGAUGUCAAACAUCAAUCAAAGCCUAUAGAUCUCAUGGAUGAAGGAAAAUUUACCCCAGAUCAUCAAGUCGAUGAAUCCAACGGAGUUGCACCUAAUCCUGCCUCCCAGAAUUCAGCUAAGAAAGAGAAGGAUAAUGUGCAUGAUGAGGAGGUCCAACAGGACCCUUCAUCUGGUAUCACCAUUGAUGAAAAGGCCAACAAUAAAGUAAUUGGUGGAACCUCCAGUGAUCUGGCUGCGUUUUGUGCUCAUCAAUCGACUCGAGAGCUUCAGAACAUCAAAAGUUCUGACCUUGAGUUCAUAAAAGAACUUGGUUCGGGAACAUAUGGAACCGUUUACUAUGGAAAAUGGAAGGGUUCUGAUGUUGCUAUAAAGAAGAUUAAGCCAAGUUGCUUUACUGAAGACACAGUGAAGCAAGAGAGAUUGCUUGCUGAUUUUUGGAAGGAAGCUCGCAUACUCAGCGAGCUUCACCACCCAAAUAUCGUGGCAUUCUAUGGUGUAGUGUCAGAUGGACCAGUGACGGAUUUGGCAACGGUGACAGAGUACAUGGUGAAUGGCUCCUUAAAACAAGUUUUGCAAAAGAAAGACCGGACUAUUGAUCGUCGAAAGAGGCUGAUUAUAGGAAUGGAUGCAGCUUUUGGUAUGGAAUAUCUUCAUGAGAAGAACAUUGUCCAUUUUGAUCUGAAAUCGCAUAACUUUCUUGUGAAUAUGAGGGACCCUCAGCGUCCAGUGUGCAAGAUUGGUGAUCUGGGCUUAUCAAAGAUCAAGCAGAGGACACUUGUUUCUGGUGGAGUACGAGGUACCAUACCGUGGAUGGCUCCUGAACUUUUGAGCAGCAACAACUUGGUGACAGAAAAGGUUGAUGUGUACUCAUUUGGAAUUGUGAUGUGGGAACUCUUGACCGGGGAGGAACCAUAUGGACACCUGCGCUCGGAGGAAAUAAUAGCUGGUAUAAUAAAAGGCAGUCUCCGACCUGAAAUCCCAAGCUGGUGCGAUCCAACAUGGAGAUCGUUAAUGGAAAGGUGCUGGUCAUCUGAUCCCAACUCUAGGCCAACCUUCUCAGAAAUUGCAAAGGAGCUACGCGCCAUGUCAGCUGCCAUGAACAUCAAGUGACAAAUAUUGAAGCUCGCCUACACGCUCAUGUAAAUAUUUCAGGAUCACCAGGAGGAGGAAGUGCACAUGCUGAGACAUGGUUAAGUUUUGCCGUCCGCUGUCAUGUGCAGUCUAAUGAAUCUUGCAGUAGGUUUAGUCACGUUGGGUGCCGUUUUUGCAGUUUUUGCACCGGUAUGUGAUAGGGCUAACAGAUAGCGUAUACAGACGGAGGCUGAAUAUUGUGAAGACUGAAUAUUGUGAAGAUUUCGGGGUCGGUAGCUGGAUGGUCCUGAAAAUUUUUCAUAUAGACCUCUGAUAUUUUUCUUUUCUCAUGAAUUAAUAUUCCACUUAAGAUUGUGAUUACUAUACUGAAGAUGGAGAAUGAUAGAAUUGAAUUAGGAAAAUGAUUUUCGCAC